Crotalus tigris (Tiger rattlesnake) is the source of this 1449-nucleotide messenger RNA. RefSeq names its product BRCA2-interacting transcriptional repressor EMSY-like. The transcript has 9 exons. NCBI's taxonomy places the organism in Eukaryota, Metazoa, Chordata, Lepidosauria, Squamata, Viperidae. Gene Ontology annotation, biological process: regulation of DNA-templated transcription. The coding region runs from base 165 to 1349 and encodes 394 amino acids. Gene Ontology annotation, cellular component: nucleoplasm. The record is from RefSeq and is a predicted model, not a curated record.
GGCGGAGGGGUCGAUGGUGGCGCCGGGGCGGGCUGGCAGUCACACCAUCCCCCAGAAGUGGUGGAUUGACAUUCCUUCUCUGGAGCAUGCUUGCACUUGCUGAAACUCGACACUCGACCUCUAAAGGAGGCUGAGCUCUGCAGGAGCCGACUGACCGGGCAACGAUGCCUGUGGUGUGGCCAACACUUCUGGACCUCAGCCGGGAUGAAUGCAAGAGGGUCCUCCGGAAACUGGAACUGGAAGCCUACGCUGGAGUGAUCAGUGCCUUGCGGGCCCAGGGAGAUCUGACGAAGGAGAAGCGGGACCUUCUGGGAGAACUUUCCAGAGUGCUGAGCAUUUCGACGGAAAGACACCGGGCGGAAGUUCGGAGGGCGGUCAACGAUGAACGCUUGACAACGAUUGCACAUAACAUGUCCGGGCCGAACAGCUCUUCCGAGUGGUCCAUCGAAGGCCGUCGGCUGGUUCCUCUGAUGCCCCGGUUGGUUCCUCAAACAGCCUUCACGGUCACAGCCAACGCGGUGGCCAACGCAGCUCUCCAGCAUAACACGUCUCUGCCUUCCCCUGCAGAAACAGGAAGCAAAGAAGGUGAGGUAGUGGUUUGUUACUCCUACACAACUACCACCUCUACGCCGACGUCCACCCCGGUACCAAGCGGUAGCAUUGCGACGGUUAAAUCCCCCAGACCUGCCAGCCCAGCUUCCAACGUGGUCGUUCUCCCAAGUGGAAGUGCUGUUUACGUUAAAAGCGUGACUUGUUCGGACGAGGACGAGAAACCCCGCAAGAGGCGCCGUACCAACUCCUCAAGCUCUUCCCCUGUGCUCCUGAAAGAGGUCCCCAAGGCCAUCCCCCCGGUCACCAAGACCAUCACGGUGCCCGUAGGAGGCAGCCCUAAGAUGAGCAGCAUCAUGCAGAGCAUUGCCAACUCCUUGCCACCCCACAUGUCUCCCGUGAAGAUCACCUUCACCAAACCUUCCUCCACGCAGACCACCAACACCACCACCCAGAAGGUAAUCAUCGUGACCACAUCACCCAGCUCCACAUUUGUCCCCAACAUCCUGUCAAAAUCUCACAACUACGCAGCUGUCACCAAACUCGUCCCGACAUCGGUGAUAGCAUCCACCACCCAGAAGCAGCCCAUGGUCAUAACGGCUUCACAGUCCUCUCUAGUUAACAACAGCACCACCACCGCCACCACCACUAGCUCCUCCACCGGGAGCUGUUCCACGCCGUCUUCCAUGCCCAGCACAGUUGCGGUGACCACCGUAGUGUCCUCAACACCCUCUGUGGUUAUGUCAUCCAUUGCACAGGGUAAGAUGCCGGCUGAUUUGAGUAAGAAUGGAAGGUCCUAGAACAGGGGUAGGCAACCUUGGCCCUUUUAUGACUCGUGGACUUCAACACCCAGAAUUCCUGAGCCAGCAUGGCUCAGCUUGGAAACCUCUCCCUUUCCCC